Molecule: messenger RNA, 1227 nt
Organism: Rubroshorea leprosula
Lineage: Eukaryota; Viridiplantae; Streptophyta; Magnoliopsida; Malvales; Dipterocarpaceae
Source: the annotation of a GenBank genome assembly
AGCAAAAAUCUUCUCUCCCAAUCCCCACAACGAAGAAAAUGUCAUCUUCAUAAAUCCUCAUUUUCCUCUUCCCAGACAUCCACCGAUCGAGAUAGCAAGGCUGGGUCUCCAAAGAAAGCCUCACGCCGCCGCUCAGGAAGCGGAAGAGCCUUGAGGAGCAGAACGGAGUUAAGAUAUUAGAAAUAUGGCUUCGAGUUCGAAAUUGAGGAUCAAAACGGAGUAAUUUUAGCUUGUCUGGCCAAAUGGAAGUUCCAAGUAGCCAAGUUGUUUGAACCAUCGUCGUCCUUCUGGUGGUUCUUCUAAUAGAUUUGAGCUCGGGAAAAAGAGAGUUCUAACAAAGGCGCGUCAAUUGCUGGUUGAUUUGGUUCACAUGUCUGAGGAACGAGCAGGAAAACUUCAAGCAGAAAUGGCUGUGGAGGAACAACGUGGUAUGGAGCUUUGUAGAUUCCUCAAAGAAGAACUACAAGAACCUAAACCCCCUACUCAGCAGAAGCUAGUAUUGAGAGAGGGAAGAUAUCAAAAGAUUCCAACUGAAGGAGUCACGGCCUACUUUGAUGAGUGUGUAUCACUAUCAACAUUUGAUAAUGCCGACUACACUCCAGUGGAAGAAUCCCCAUUCAACAUGGUUAGGUAUUACCCUAAAAGUGACAGCACAUCUUUGACUCGUGCAAUUGCGGGCGUUCUAGUUGCCAAUUGCUCCAGCAAUCCUCUCAAUGACGAUCAGGAAUACCGAUUCAUGCAUAGCGAUAAUGCUUUGGACUUGCACUUCACAGCCAGCACUAGUGGCACGGAGCCAAAUGACGGAAAAUUCACUCCUAACAGCAGCAACAGUGACAGCAAACGUGGUCGGAGGUUACAGUUUUCAUUCUUCUCCCUUGAGUCACAAAAACAUCCGAGUUUCAACAACUCAUUAGGAAGUCAUCAAAACUUUCGACGAAAGGCACAAGGAGAGUUGAUAUUGAUUCACAGGUUUCAAGAUCAACAGGGUAUCACAAUGAUGAUGGGUCUAAGUUCAAGUGGCAUAGAGGUAAAUAAGCUCGACUUUAAGAGUAUUUAUCUGUUUCCCACUUUCCGAUUUCUCCUUACACACGUCCUCUGUGUUCUCAACUCUCAAGUGGAAUUUGCAGAAACAGAUACACCAAAGUAACUGACAGUCAUUGCUCCAACUUUGAAAGCUAUCCCAAAUCUUAAUUUUUUAUAUUUUUUGAAUAAAAACAAAAUUUUGGA